GCCCCGGAAGCGGAAGUGUGACUGUGGUCUGUCAGAGAGUGUUACUCGGUGGUCCAGAAAUCCAGGGAAGUCGUUGUCGUUUAAUUUUUGCAGGCUCUCGAGCGCUUCCCCCCUGGCGGGUGGGAGUGCAGAGAGGAAAGUGCAAGAUGAGCACCAUGUUCGCGGACACACUGCUCAUCGUUUUUAUCUCCGUGUGCACGGCUCUUCUUGCCGAGGGUAUAACCUGGGUCCUGGUUUACAGGACAGACAAGUACAAGAGACUGAAAGCGGAGGUGGAGAAACAGAGUAAAAAACUGGAAAAGAAGAAGGAAACAAUAACAGAGUCAGCUGGUCGACAACAAAAAAAGAAAAUAGAGAGGCAAGAAGAGAAACUGAAAAAUAACAACAGAGACCUAUCCAUGGUCCGAAUGAAAUCCAUGUUUGCAAUUGGCUUUUGUUUUACUGCCCUAAUGGGAAUGUUCAAUUCCAUAUUUGAUGGUAGAGUGGUGGCAAAGCUCCCUUUCACCCCCCUUUCCUAUAUCCAAGGACUGUCUCAUCGAAACCUGCUAGGGGAUGACACCACAGACUGUUCCUUCAUUUUUCUGUAUAUUCUCUGUACCAUGUCAAUUCGACAGAACAUCCAGAAGAUUCUUGGUCUUGCCCCUUCACGAGCUGCCACCAAGCAGGCAGGUGGAUUUCUUGGUCCUCCACCUCCUUCUGGGAAGUUCUCUUGAAAUCAAGAAGAACCCUGUAAUUCCUGUCAUUCUUUUGAAACAUUCAAAUUAGACUGACAACUAUUUUGUAGCAAGAGCCAUAGACAACCUUAGCACUUGGGCCACUUUCUAGUGCUGAGUUAUUUCUAGCCUUUUUGGGUAUGAUUCAAAUGAGAAUGGCACCGAGCAAACAUGAUAGUACUUUCAGUCACAGAUUAAUUUUUAGAAAAAUAAGUUUGUUGGUUAGAUAAGUUCAGGCGUUGUUUAUGUAAUGAGAAGCAAAUAGCAUCUUUCUUGUUUGGCCUACAUGGAUAUUUUCUGUGGGCCUGACUCUCAAGUCUGUGCUGUGUGCCAUGUACCAUGGAAAUUGGCUCUCCAUGAGCAUUUAGAGAUCUGGAAGAAAAAUUUAGUUUGUGAUAUCUUAAUUGGAACUAUUUGUUGUACAUUGUUUCCAAGCCAAAUAUAUGACCCAGGAUCAAUAAAGACGCCAAAAUUUUAGCUAUUUCA
This is a messenger RNA of Neomonachus schauinslandi (Hawaiian monk seal), 1199 nucleotides long. RefSeq names its product transmembrane and coiled-coil domains 1 (gene TMCO1). Gene Ontology annotation, biological process: endoplasmic reticulum calcium ion homeostasis. Gene Ontology annotation, molecular function: calcium channel activity. The transcript is spliced from 7 exons. The record is from RefSeq and is a predicted model, not a curated record. NCBI's taxonomy places the organism in Eukaryota, Metazoa, Chordata, Mammalia, Carnivora, Phocidae. Gene Ontology annotation, cellular component: endoplasmic reticulum; cytoplasm; endoplasmic reticulum membrane. Bases 147 to 713 code for a protein of 188 amino acids.